GCAGGAAGUGACGUCGCCGUGGCUGGCUGCGAAGUUCAGGGCUGGCGCUCUUGCUCAGAGGCGGUUCCCUGGACCCGGAAGUGCGGCUGCAGCAGAGGGAGGCUUCAAGUGGGGUCUGUUUCGCCUCCCGCCUAGCGUGUGUGCAGGAUGCGGCUGGGCGCCGGGACUUUCGCAGCCUGUUGUGUAGCGAUCGAGGUGCUCGGGAUCGCGGUCUUCCUUCGGGGAUUCUUCCCGGCUCCCGUUCGUUCCUCUGCCGGGACCGAACACGGAGCAGAGCCCCCAGCGCCCGAACCCUCAGCUGGAGCCAGUUCUAACUGGACCACGCUCCCACCACCUCUCUUCGGUAAAGUUGUUAUUGUUCUGAUAGAUGCCUUGAGAGAUGAUUUCGUGUUUGGGUCAAAGGGUGUGAAAUUUAUGCCCUACACAACUUAUCUCGUGGAAAAAGGAGCAUCUCACAGUUUUGUGGCUGAAGCAAAGCCACCUACGGUUACUAUGCCUCGAAUCAAGGCCUUGAUGACAGGGAGCCUCCCUGGCUUUGUCGAUGUCCUCAGGAACCUCAAUUCUCCUGCACUGCUGGAAGACAGUGUGAUAAGACAAGCAAAAGCAGCCGGGAAGAGAAUCAUCUUUUAUGGAGAUGAAACCUGGGUUAAAUUGUUCCCAAAGCAUUUUGUGGAAUAUGAUGGAACAACGUCAUUUUUCGUGUCCGAUUACACAGAGGUGGAUAAUAAUGUCACGAGGCAUUUGGAUAAAGUAUUAAAAAGAGGAGAUUGGGACAUGUUAAUCCUCCACUACCUGGGGCUGGACCACAUUGGCCACGUUUCAGGGCCCAGCAGCCCCCUGAUUGGGCGCAAGCUGAGCGAGAUGGACAGCGUGCUGAUGAAAAUCCACACCUCGCUGCUGUCAAAGGAGAGAGAGGUGGCUUUGCCCAGUUUGCUGGUCCUUUGUGGGGACCACGGCAUGUCUGAAACAGGAAGUCACGGGGCCUCUUCCAUGGAGGAAGUGAACACACCUCUGAUUCUAAUCAGUUCUGCGUUUGAAAGGAAACCUGGUGAUGUCCGACAUCCAACGCGUGUCCAGCAGACGGAUGUGGCUGCAACACUGGCAAUAGCACUUGGCUUGCCGAUUCCAAAAGACAGCGUGGGGAGCCUUCUGUUCCCAGUCGUGGAAGGAAAACCCAUGAGAGAGCAGUUGAGAUUUUUACAUCUGAAUACGGUGCAGCUUAGCAAACUGUUGCAAGAGAAUGUCCCGUCAUAUGAAAAAGAUCCUGGAUUUGAGCAGUUUAAAAUGUCAGAAAGAUUGCAUGGGAACUGGAUCAGACUGUACUUGGAGGAGAAGCAAUCAGAAGUCCUGUUGAACCUGGGCUCCAAGGUUCUCAGGCAAUACCUGGAUGCCCUGAAGACGCUGAGCUUGUCCCUGAGCACGCAGGUGGCUCAGUACGACAUGUACUCGAUGAUGGUGGGGACUGUCGUGGUCUUGGAGGUUCUCACCCUGCUGCUGCUCAGUGUCCCUCAGGCACUGCACAGAAAGGCUGAGCUGGAAGUCCCACUGUCAUCUCCUGGAUUUUCUCUGCUCUUUUAUUUGGUGAUCCUGGUUCUUUCGGCCGUUCACGUCAUUGUGUGCACCUCAGCUGAGAGCUCGUGCUACUUCUGUGGCCUCUCGUGGCUGGCGGCAGGUGGGGUGAUGGUGCUGGCCUCGGCGCUGCUCUGUGUGAUUGUGUCCGUUCUGACCAACGUGCUCGUGGGUGGAAAACCCCGAAGGAAGAACCCGGUUCAUCCCAGCUCAAGGUGGUCAGAGCUAGAUCUUCUUAUUCUGUUAGGGACGGUGGGCCACGUCUUGAGCCUGGGUGCCAGCAGCUUCGUGGAGGAGGAGCACCAGACCUGGUACUUCCUUGUAAAUACCCUGUGUCUAGCCCUGAGCCAAGAAACCUACAGAAACUACUUUCUGGGAGAUGACAGCGAGCCUCAGUGUGGCCUCCAUGUGGAACAAGGGCUUGACGGGGUGGCAACAGCAUGGCAGGGUGGGCCUGGCUGUGACGUGCUGGAGCGAGGCAAAGGCCAUGGCAGCCCCCCUCCCUCCGAAGUGCUCCACGGCAGCGAGAAGUGGAUGGUCCUGGCCAGCCCGUGGCUCAUACUGGCCUGCUGCCGGCUGCUGCGCUCCCUAAACCAGACAGGUGUGCAGUGGGCCCACCGGCCCGACCUUGGCCACUGGCUCACCAGCUCUGAUCACAAAGCCGAGCUCUCUGUCCUGGCUGCCGUCUCCCUCCUCGUAGUUUUUGUGUUGGUGCAGAGGGGGUGUUCCCCUGUGUCCAAGGCUGCCCUGGCACUGGGGCUGCUGGGCGUCUACUGCUACCGGGCAGCCAUCGGGAGUGUGCGGUUUCCCUGGCAGCAGGACAGCAAGGACAUUUCCAAGGGUAUCACUGAAGCUCGUUUCGUGUAUGUCUUUGUCCUUGGCAUUCUGUUCACGGGCACCAAAGACUUACUUAAAGCUCAAGUUGUUCCCGCAGACUUCAGAAUCAAGACUGUGGGUUUGUGGGAGAUCCACAGUGGGUUAGUUCUCCUGGCAGCCUUGCUCUUCAGACCACACAAUCUUCCGGUCUUAGCGUUUAGUCUCUUGAUUCAGACUCUGAUGACUAAAUUCAUCUGGAGGCCUCUGAGACACGACGCAGCUGAGGUUACUGUGAUGCAUUAUUGGUUCGGUCAAGCAUUCUUCUAUUUUCAGGGCAACUCCAACAACAUUGCCACUGUGGACAUCUCUGCAGGCUUCGUGGGUUUAGACACCUACGUGGAAAUCCCAGCCGUGUUUCUGACAGCGUUUGGGACGUACGCAGGGCCUCUGCUCUGGGCCAGCCACUUAGUGCACUUCCUGAGCUCGGAAACACACAGCAGCUCAGCACUGAGUCAUGCUUGCUUCUGCUACGCGAUGAUUUGCUCUAUUCCAGUUUCCACAUAUAUCGUCUUGGUGACGUCUCUGCGCUAUCAUUUAUUCAUAUGGAGUGUAUUUUCUCCAAAGCUUCUCUAUGAGGGGAUGCAUCUGCUCAUUACAGCUGCUGUCUGUGUAUUCUUCACAGCAAUGGAUCAAACCAGACUCACACAGUCUUAGACUAAGCUGAACACUGGAAAAAUAAUACAUGCUUAAAGUCUGCUGUUAUUCUAAGAUGGAAGAUGUGAAUUCAACCAAGUUGAUGAAUAGCUGUAACUUCUUUGACUACUGUACCUGAAUUUAGAUUAAGUAGUAAAUAGUUUAAUAAGAGGUCACUUUAAUACACAGUUUGUGUCAUAUUUCCCCUAUUGGGAAUCACUCAAAAAGCUUUUGGACUUUUAAUUUCCUCUGAAUAAGCUAUAGUAUGACCCAGAUAGGUGUGUUUAAGUCAAUGAAUGAAAACGUCCUGGCCUUUGUUAGAGUCCAGGCGCUCUGGAAGGAGGCACCAGGAUUAUCUUAGGGAUCCUACAAACCACUGAGGGCCCCAAGGAGCUUUGGUUUAUGAGGGUUACACGUAUCAGUGUCUAUGGCAUUUGAGAUAAAAACUAAGAUUUUAAAAAUUAGUCAUUUAUAAAGAAUCUAUUGCAUAUUAUUUUGUAACACUUUAAGGAAAUUUAACUGUAUUUUCCAAAACAAAAAAAUUCAGUGAGACCCAGCACUUUGGGAGGCCAGAGUCAGGGGAUCACUUCAGCCCAGGUGAUUGAGAUUGGCCUGGGCAACAUAAUGAGACCCUCAGAUCUCCAAAAACUUCAAAAAUUAGCUGGGCCUGAUGGCACACCCCUGUGGUCCCAGCUACUCAGGUAGCUGAGAAAAGAGGAUUGCUUCAGCCCAGAAGUUCACAGCUGUGGUGAGCCAUGACUGAGCCAUGAUUGUACCAGUGCACUCCAUCCUAGACAACAGAGUGAGACUCUGUCUUUAAAAAAAGAAACAAAAAACAAAUGUGUAAUGAGAAAAAUGGUACUGUUGUACAUGUUUGCAAACCUCUUAAUGUCUGGCUUAAUUGAAGGCAGCUGGAUUCUGUGUUUGACCUGAUGUGAUAUGUGUUAAAAUACAAGAAGAAAAUCGGCCAGGUACAGUGGCCGACACCUGUAAUCCCAGCACUUUGGGAGGCUGAGGCAGGCGGAUCACCUGAGGUCAGAAGUUCAAGACCAGCCUGACCAACAUGGCGAAAACCUAUCUCUACAAAAAUACAAAAAUUAGCUGAGCAUGAUGGUGGGUGCCUGUAAUCCCUUCUGCUUGGGAGGCUGAGGCAGAAUAAUUGCUUGAACCAGGAGGCAUAGGUUGCAGUGAGCGGAGACUGUGCCAUUGUACUCCAGCCUGGGUGACAGAGUGAGACUCCCUCUCAAAAUAAAUUAAUUAAUUUAAAAAAAUAUGUAUAUAUGAAGAAAAUCUGUCUUCAGACAGAUCAGUAGUUGGAAAGAGGAGAAAUAUUUUAAUGUCCUUUUUCUGAUCAUUGUGGAUUUUUUUUUCUUUUUUUUGAGACGGAGUUUUGCUCUUGUUGCUCAGGCUGGAGUGCAAUGGCGCGAUCUCAGCUCACUGCAACCUCCGCCUCCCAGGUUCAAGUGAUUCUCUUGUCUCAGCCUCCCAAGUAUCUGGGAUUACAGGCGUGCACCACCACACCCAGCUAAUUUUGUAUUUUUAGGAGAGACAGGGUUUCUCCAUGUUGGUCAGGCUGGCCUCAAACUCCUGACCUCAAGUGAUCCGCCCGCCUCAGCCUCCCAAAGUGCUGGGAUUACGGGAGUGAGCCACGUCGCCCGGCUGGAUGUUCUUACUUGAUAACACCGGGUCAUUUUUGGUGUCGACACCAAAACUUGACAAGUGACGGUUUUCUUAAGGUUAGUUGGAAAAAAAGAGAAGAAAUGAGUGUAUGUCAGAGCGUGAAAGGCUGCUGAGGAAUGUCUUUGAAUUAAUAGAAUUGCUGUGUAAGAUACCAUCAUUGUGGGGAGCUGGGUGAAGGGUAUAUAGAACUCUGUACUAUUUUUGCAACUUCUUCUGAGUCUUCAACUAUUUCAAAAUAAAAGUUAUUUUGAAAAACGG
Callithrix jacchus (white-tufted-ear marmoset) is the source of this 5016-nucleotide messenger RNA. RefSeq names its product phosphatidylinositol glycan anchor biosynthesis class G (EMM blood group) (gene PIGG). Lineage: Eukaryota; Metazoa; Chordata; Mammalia; Primates; Cebidae. Gene Ontology annotation, cellular component: endoplasmic reticulum membrane. The record is from RefSeq and is a predicted model, not a curated record. Gene Ontology annotation, biological process: GPI anchor biosynthetic process.